Messenger RNA from Salvelinus fontinalis (brook trout), 1759 nucleotides. Its product is annotated as collagen alpha-1(I) chain-like. Lineage: Eukaryota; Metazoa; Chordata; Actinopteri; Salmoniformes; Salmonidae. The record is from RefSeq and is a predicted model, not a curated record. The coding region runs from base 1 to 1368 and encodes 455 amino acids. The transcript is spliced from 27 exons.
AUGUCCUUUGCAGGAACAUUGGGAUUCCAGGGCAUUGCCGGAGAGCCAGGUCCAGAUGGCCGUUCAGGCCCCCUGGGCUUCACUGGGAAGGAAGGUGUGGAGGGACCCCAGGGGCCAGUAGGCAUGUAUGGUUUCCCGGGUAGCAUGGGAAUGCGUGGCACAAAUGGUCACACCGGACAUAGGGGGGAGACUGGUGUAAGAGGCCUGCCUGGUCUUACUGGGAAGCCUGGACCUCCAGGUCGGCUAGGGGAUCUGGGACCCACAGGGCUAGAGGGCCCACAGGGCCCCUCGGGUCUGCUGGGCUCAAAUGGAGCCACAGGGAAGCCGGGACCAAGGGGAAGCAGGGGGCCUCCGGGGCCACAAGGCUCUAACGGACCAGCAGGAAUCCUAGGCACUCCUGGCCAAUCGGGGUUGGAGGGGCAAACGGGAACGAAUGGGGAAAAGGGAGACCUAGGGCCUUGUGGGAAACUUGGUCCUCCAGGGCAGCCUGGAGCUCGAGGUCUACAAGGGCUCAAAGGGUUACAAGGCUCUCCUGGACCAAUGGGAAAAGAGGGUGAUGUGGGGUCUCUGGGGCCCACAGGGUGGGAGGGUCCAUGGGGGACCUUGGGGGAAAAUGGGGAGAAGGGACCAAAAGGAGAGAAGGGCCACAUCGGACUUAUGAGUCAGUCAGGAUUCAUGGGAGAAAUAGGACCUGCAGGCUUGUCAGGGAUACAGGGUAUUAUGGGCCCUAGGGGGCCUCCAGGGCCAGAUGGACCUCAAGGAGAGAAGGGGGAGUCUGGGCCUAGCAGAGCCAUCGGACCUCAAGGCAAAACAGGACCUCCGGGGGUGGCUGGAGUUCAAGGAGUCAGAGGUGAGACAGGGAAGCCAGGACCACAGGGUCCAGUAGGGAAGGUUGGGCCUGAGGGAGACUUGGGCCAUAAAGGUAAGCCAGGACUAGAUGGAGAGAAAGGGGAGCCAGGGGGACCAGGCGAGCCAGGAGAACAGGGGGUUGACGGUCUGCCAGGCAUCAGAGGGCCCCCAGCGCUUCUUGGUUUGGAGGGGCCACAGGGUGAGGUGGGAGCCCAGGGGCCAGAAGGUCCCCUAGGGGCAUUGGGUGUCAGGGGAAGCCCAGGACCUGAGGGAAAACAGGGACUGAAAGGAGAGAAGGGAGAUGACGGCAGAGAUGGAUCACCUGGAAAGACAGGUUACAUCGGAAGGAGUGGGAAAAGAGGCAAGGCUGGAAUCAGGGGUACAAGAGGAGAGAGAGGACCAAAGGGAGAGAGGGGAAAUGCGGGAUUGAUUGGUGUUCCAGGAUGGGUGGGGUCUAUAGGAAUCCCAGGCUUGCGAGGAGACAGGGGGGAUCAGGGUGAAAAGGGGAGUGAGGUAUGAAUAGAUCAGGCUGAAUUAUUGAUACUAGUGAAUUUAGAGAGAAAUGCACUGUGAAGACUUCCCCCUCUGUGUUUCUCUCCCCACAGGGAGAAAAGGGGAACAUAGGGCCGCUCGGUCCGCCAGGGCGUGAUGGCCUCAAGGAUAGUCUGGGUCCUGUUGGGGUGCCAGGACAGGCGGGCCCAAAGGGAGAUCAGGGGAAUAUUGGACCGUCUGGGCCAAGAGGAACACCUGGGAUGCCAGGACUUCCUGGUUUGUUUGGAGAGAAGGGUUUGAAAGGCUUUGAGGGAUUUCCUGGGCAACCUGGGACAAGGGGCCUGCCGGGGGCACCUGGACUCCCAGGACCUCCAGGUCCCUCAGUAAACAUGACCCUUACUCAACUCAAGGCAAGUCA